UUUACCCAUUAGUAACUAGAAGUCAUGGAGACUCUAAGCACAGUGAUUCUACUUAUAAUUCUCUCAGUCUGCUCCAGUGUGCAGUGUCAAGAACAUCUAUUCAACACUAGGAGAACUCUGUCCAUUCUAAUCAUCUCCAAUCCAUUUCCUGGGCACCUAAUGCCUCCAUCUAUUCUUGGUGAGGAACUAGUGAGAAGAGGGCACAAUGUAACUCUAUGCACAACACCUAUGUCUGGCUCUAAUCUGGCCCAAAAACUGACUGAUAAUGCAAGAAUGAAAUUCAUCAAUGCUGGCGAUGGUUAUUUAACGUACUAUGAUUUUCAGAGAGUUUUUGCAGCCGCAGGAAUUGGGAACAGUACAGAAAGUGAUCGAUGGAAAGUGUUUAACAUUCACCCGGACACUUCAAUCAGGAUGGGAAAGUUUCUAGAUCGAGACAAUCUAACAGACUAUGAUCUAAUUGUUGCUACGGAGAAGCUUGCACCUGUGUUGGCUUGUCUAAGCAAAAGAUGGAAUAUUUCAGGUAUUGUUUUGGGAACUACUCAUCAGCAUCAACUUCAUCUACUGCCCGAGUGGUCUUUUCCACCUUUCUAUGCAAACAAACGAGGAAGGAUACGCAUUUCUGAUGAUAUGACAUUCAGUGAGAGAAUGCGAGCAUUUCUAUUUGUUGAAUACAACAGACUUUACAGUCGAUUCUACAAAAGUCGCUACGAAUUUGUGUGUUCAGAUCCAGUGGUUGAUUACUCCUACAUGAAUGGUUACCUUGGUGUUCGUGCUCCCCACAUUAUUCCAACAGCUAUUGGUUUUGAGUACCCAAGAACGUUAUCUCCUCUCACUCACUAUGUUGGUCCACUGCUCAGUAAGCAAAAGAAAGAAUUAUCAAGUGACAUGCGUAAGUGGUUAGACUCCAAACCGCGAGCAGGUGUGAUAAUGAUCAGUAUGGGCUCGUUAGCUCACCUUACACGAGAACAAGGCAAAAUAAUUGUAGAUGCUAUCAGUUCAACCAAUUACAGUGUGGUGUGGAGUUUACGGGAACAAAACCGUGACAUUUUAGAAGGACUUGCAAUAGACAGUGACCGAUUUUUCUUAUCACCUUGGCUACCACAGGUAGCAGUGCUCAACCACUCUGCUAUUGGGUUGGCUAUUCUACACGGUGGAAUGAAUGGAGUACAUGAAGCCAUUGCUUAUGGAGUGCCAAUCAUUGUGAUUCCGUUCUGGAACGAUCAAGGGGACGUUGGUGCCAGACUGCAACACAGUGGAGCUGGAAUUCAAAUCCUUCGACACCACCUGUCAACUGGUACUAUUCUGGCUGCUAUUCUGCAAAUACAAAGAGGUAGCUUGGAUGCUGGCCUGGCUCGCCUGCAGAGAAUAUUCGUAAGAGCAGGAGGAGUGGAGAGAGCUGCUGAUUUGGUGGAGCACUACUGGGAGGUUGGCUACUCUCAUCUUGUCCCCUCUUAUGCUACAUACAACUGGAGCUGGGUGCAGUACUACAAUACUGAUGUCAAGGCAUUGCUCAUAUUAUCUGUGGUGUUAUCAAUUAUUUUUGUGAAUAGAAUAGUUUUUUGUUCAACUUCAAAACAAAAACACAAUUAAAACUAGUUUAUAGUUCCGCUACUACUAAAAUUGAUAUUCUUUG
Molecule: messenger RNA, 1633 nt
Organism: Halichondria panicea
Lineage: Eukaryota; Metazoa; Porifera; Demospongiae; Suberitida; Halichondriidae
Product: UDP-glucuronosyltransferase 2C1-like
Exons: 2
Coding region: 25-1590 (521 amino acids)
Molecular function (GO): UDP-glycosyltransferase activity
Source: RefSeq, a predicted model, not a curated record